Molecule: messenger RNA, 2112 nt
Organism: Mercenaria mercenaria
Lineage: Eukaryota; Metazoa; Mollusca; Bivalvia; Venerida; Veneridae
Product: alanine racemase-like
Exons: 9
Coding region: 314-1537 (407 amino acids)
Cellular component (GO): cytosol
Molecular function (GO): alanine racemase activity; pyridoxal phosphate binding
Source: RefSeq, a predicted model, not a curated record
UUUUGUUUCAUUGGACUUUGUGUCUGGCAGUCUCGCAGUUUGGACAUAAAAAACAUGAUGCAUUUUGCGUUAAUUUUUAGUACGUUCUAUAACAAAUGAUUAUCAAGCCGCGGCGUUAGGAUGACCGAUUGAACAGUAAAAUAAACAAUAAACACUGACCACGAACAAGAAACUUGUUUAAUCCAGUUUGAUCCAGUUUGCUCCAGCUUGCUCCAGGCAGAUAUAACCGUUCCAAAGCGUGCUAACAAAUCUUCAUAGCCGACAGGGACGUUGAGCGAGCAACACACAAAUUACUGUUAUUCCAGAGAUUUAAAUGGAUCAGUUGAAAAAGGGAUUUGGGAGAGUUGAAGAAAACGAGUACCAAAUAGCAAGACGUAGAACAUAUCUGAAGAUCGAUUUGGAUAUCUUAUCAAGGAAUGUGUCCAUUCUGAAUAGUCUUUGUUCUUCUAACACAGAAAUUCUAGCCGUAGUGAAAGGUAAUGCCUACGGUCACGGCAGUGUGGAGAUAGCCAAGCACCUGGUAGACAUUGGUGUCAAACACUUCGCUGUGGCGUCACCUGGAGAGGGGAUCGAUCUUAGGAAAGCCGGCAUUGAUUCUUAUAUACAAAUAUUCGGUAAUGCUUGCGAGGAGGAGAUUCCAGAUUUGAUAGAAUAUGACCUUGUGCCUACAGUUGGUUCUGUAGAGUUCCUGCGCGAAUGGGCCUUGUAUUCGCAGAACUUGUGUCCAGAAUAUCUCUUUGAAGAAAAUUAUGAGUUCCAUCGUCCAGUUGUGAUCAAGGUUGACACCGGUAUGUCUAGAAAUGGAUUCCAACCAGAACAGCUUGAUGAUGUUGUCAGCUACUGUGACGAGAAUGGUGUUCGGAUACACAGCAUUAUGACGCACUUUGCAGCGGCCUGGGAUGAUCAAGCAUUUACAACAUUGCAACUUGAAUCAUUCCUUAAUGUUGCUGCCAAAUACAGAUCCAGAGGGAUAAAACUUCACGCGGCAAAUUCAGCUGGUACCUUACUUGGUUAUGGGAACGACUUGGACUUUGUCCGUCCAGGGAUAGCAAUGUACGGCUUACCGCCAGAUACCACAGCGUUCGCUAUAGACAUGUACAAUCGUCUGGGUCUACGGCCGAUAUUGUCAUGGAUGGCAAAACCAAAUCUCGUCAAAACGAUGAGUGAAGGUCGUACUGUCGGAUACGACAACACACAUAGGUGUGAAGAAGGGGAGAUAAUUGCAACCAUAUCAGUGGGAUACGCUGACGGUUAUAACAGGUUGUUGUCGGGGAAAGGAAUUAUCACAACAGAAAAUGGUGCCGAAUGUCCUGUGAUUGGACGUGUGUCAAUGGACGCAAUCUCGGUGAGACUGCCGUAUCAUGAAGACAAAUGCAGUAAUUUCUACAUCUUCAAGAACGACUUUACUUCUCCCAACUCUGUAGUGGAACUGGCGAAACAGCUGCACACAAUUACCUAUGACGUAGUUACAAGUCUUGCUGCACGACUUGCUCGUGUCUACGCAGUCAAAGGUUCCAUAUAUCUGACAAGAACGUGAAGCACGUGACUAUUUCCAACAUGGAGAAAAAAAAGAGACGAUUAGGAAGGAGGAAUGAUACGUUCGAAUAGGUCACGGGCAGAAAGGUCAAGCGUCGUAGAUCGCGAAAUGCGCCCGGCUCGUAUCGCAACGCAGAGCCGCACCGGGAGAAAGACAGAGAGAUGUGAAACAACAUUAUUGUGCAACUUCUAAUCAGGGACCACUUGUCUGAGAAAUAUUUUGUCAUUCAAUUUAACUUACAACUAAGUAUAAGGUCUACAGCAUUAUCCACAGAUGGCAGCUGUGUACAUACUUGUAGUAAAUACAGAUGUAUUGUAUAAAACACACUUAAAGAUAUCUUUUAUAAACGAAUGUCACAAUGUACAUACAUGUAUUUUGUAGUUGUAAAUACUAGUAUAUACACAUGAAUCUCUUCUCGCGUACAUAAUGUGUACAGUUUAUACAUUUACUCGUUGUUUUACGUAAAAUCCAUUUAUUUUUUCAUUUUUAUAACAUCAUUUUAUGUUUGUGUUGAUGCAACUUUUAUAAUAGCUUUAAUGUGUAUGAAACUGAUCUUUUAAUAAAUUUUAACUUUC